UGUGACUUCUCCCCAGGCUCCUGCCAGGGCAACUCUGUUGAGAGGAAGAUCUACAUCCCCCUGAACAAAACGGCACCGUGCGUCCGCCUCCUGAAUGCCACCCACCAGAUCGGCUGCCAGUCCUCCAUCAGCGGAGACACAGGGGUCAUCCAUGUGGUUGAGAAGGAGGAGGACCUGAACUGGGUGCUUGCUGAUGGCCCACACCCACCCUACAUGAUACUGCUUGAUGGGAACCUCUUCAACAGGAGGGUAAUGCUGCAGCUGAAGGGAACCUCACGAGUGUCAGGCCUUGCUGUGGCCAUUGCCAAACCUAGCCCUCCCCAGGGAUUCUCUCCUGGUUUGAAGUGCCCCAAUGAUGGGUUUGGUGUGUAUUCCAAAGAUUAUGGCCCUCAGUUUGCACACUGCAAUAAGACUGUGUGGAAUCCUGUGGGAAGUGGGCUUUCGUAUGAGGAUUUUGACUUCCCUAUUUUUCUCCUUGAAGAUGCCAAUGAGACACAAGUUAUUAAGCAGUGUUAUCAAGACCAUAAUGUCCCCCGAGAUGGAUCUGGCCCCGAGUACCCUCUCUGUGCCAUGCAGCUUUUUUCCCACAUGCAUGCUGUCACCAGCACGGUUACCUGCAUGAGACGCAGCUCCCUCCAAAGCACCUUCAGCAUUAAUCCAGAGAUUGUAUGUGAUCCUCUUCUUGAUUACAAUGUGUGGAGCACCUUGCAACCUAUCAAUUCCUCUGGAAAAGUCGAUCCUGAGAAGGAAGUUAUUAUUGUCGCUACACGAAUUGACAGCCAUUCCUUCUUCUGGAACAUUGCACCUGGGGCAGAGAGUGCCGUCUCUUCUUUUGUGACCCACUUGGCUGCUGCUGAAGCUCUUCAUAAAGUGCCAGAUGUUCAUUUGCUGCAAAGGAACAUAAUGUUCACCUUCUUCCAAGGGGAGACCUUUGAUUACAUUGGCAGCUCACGAAUGGUGUAUGAUAUGGAAAAAGACAAGUUUCCUCUCCGCUUGGACAACAUUCAUUCAUUUGUGGAAUUGAAUCAGGUGGCUUUAAGGAACGACUCGAUUCUAUGGAUGCAUACAGACCCCGUCUCUCGGAUGAACGAAUCUGUUGAAGUGCAGGUUAGAAACUUGCUAGAUAUUCUGAGUAACAGCAGCGUGGGAGCAAACGUGACUUUGCAGGAAGCGGGAUUUUCGCAGCCUCUUCCCCCAUCUUCCUUCCAGCGCUUUCUUCGCGCCCGGCACAUCCCUGGAGUGGUCCUAACUGACCACAGGACUGCCUUCCAGAACAGAUACUACCAGAGCAUGUACGACACUCCAGAGAACAUCCGGAUGCAAUACCCCGAGGGGCUUAGCCCUGAGGAGACCCUGGAGUAUGUCACAGACACAGCCAAGUCCCUGGCAGAAGUUGCCACAGUGGUCGCCCGUGCUCUCUACCGGCUUGCAGGGGGAUCCAACAACACCUCUGCUAUUCAGGCAGAUCCAAAAACGGUCUCUCGAAUGCUGUAUGGCUUUCUGAUUAAAAUGAACAAUUCCUGGUUUCAGUCCAUCAUUAAACCAGACAUAAAAGGAAUUCUGGGUGAUGUUCCCCAACAUUACGUUGCCGUUUCCAGCCCUGUGAACACUACCUACCUUGUACAGUACGUCCUGGCCAACCUCACGGGCACUGUUGUUAACCUCACCAAGGAAGAGUGUGUGAACCCUGAAAAAACACCCAGCAGUGAGAAAGAAAUGUAUGAUUAUGCCUGGGUGCAGGGUUCCCUGGACCCUAACUCAACAUCACGAGUCCCCUACUGUGUUCGGUCAACUGUUCGCCUAACCAAAGCACUCUCUCCUGCCUUUGAGCUGAGGCAGUGGGGAUCUACAGAGUACUCUACAUGGACAGAGAGUCGGUGGAAAGAGAUCCGUGCCCGAAUAUUUCUGGUAGCCAGCAAGGAGCUAGAGAUAAUCACUUUGGUUGUGGGCAUUGUCAUUCUGGUCUUCUCUCUCCUCGCCACGUAUUUUAUCAACGCCAAAGCAGAUGUACUUUUUAGCAUCCCCCGGGACCCUGGGGCUGUGGCUUACUGAAGAUGCUUUCGGGGCUUGAGAAGUCUUAGCCCUUGGAUUACAGUUGUCAAAGAUAAAACUACACUGGAAUGCCCCUCUCUCUGGAUAGGGAUGCAAAGGGUUCUCUCCAGAGCUUUUGGGUUCCGGGGACUGAACCCUAAAACGGAAGAGACUUUCCCAGAAAAACGUGCCGACCAAGCCCUAAAGAAACUGUGACUGAGAAGUUCCUAAAGGCUUUCUUUUUAAUUUGUCCUUCCUUCUGAGCAACUUGAGAGGAUUGGUCCUGAAUGCCACUGAGACGAGAAUGUGACAGAGGUCUUCCCUAAACGAAGGCAAGGGUGGAAAGGGUAAAGGUAUUUUCUCUGGGAUGUACGUGGACCAGCAGCUUUCCAUGGUGUCUGCCAGCACAGGUUGCCUGUGAACGUCCAACAGUUGCUGUGGAUUUGUGUAUACGACAACACAGGGAGGGCAGGGCGUGUUUAACAGAUGAUUAGAUGUAAAAUGUCCUUUUUUUUUUUUUUUU
Egretta garzetta (little egret) is the source of this 2554-nucleotide messenger RNA. It is a transcript of the gene NCSTN, whose product is annotated as nicastrin. Gene Ontology annotation, biological process: protein processing; Notch receptor processing. The transcript has 16 exons. Gene Ontology annotation, cellular component: membrane. The record is from RefSeq and is a predicted model, not a curated record. The annotation marks the transcript as partial. Lineage: Eukaryota; Metazoa; Chordata; Aves; Pelecaniformes; Ardeidae.